AACAGCGGUCGUGAUUGUAAAAAAGUAAAAGAAAGAAAAUAAAACAAUUCACUUCAUUUCUCCCAAUUCUGAUCGAAGUACUUUAGUUCUCCCAAUUCCAAUUGAAGUGAAAAUAAGAGAGAGUGUCAAUCUUCCCUUAAUUCCCUAAAGGUGUCCGUGUCAUCAUCUGUCUUUGAUAGGAUCCGAAAAAAAGGGUAAGACAUGUCGAUAUACAAAGCGGUUUCAAUGUGAAAAAUAAAAUAAUAUACAACCAAUAGAUGAAGAACUAGCAUGGCAAGUAUCACAUCAACGUAGCCUUCAAAUCUCACUCUUGCACGAGUCCAGAAGCUCUACAACUUGAACCUCUUAUGUCUUACAUUCUUUAUUUUUAUAUAGAUUCACUAGUUACAAGAUUUGCAUUUCAAUCGACACUCUCGUCUUUCACCUGAAAAGACGCGGAGAAGGAGGAGCAGCCAUGGCAGCAGCAUUCAACGGGACCGAGUACUUGGAGCUGCAGGUUGAUCCUGCAAGAGAGUCGUUUACUCGCCCAUCCAAUGCCGACUUCGUCCAGGAGGACGAGGACGACUUACUAUGGGAAGCGAUUUCCAGGUUACCGUCGCAAAAGCGAGGGAAUUUCGCCUUGUUGAGGCGGUCUUUCACCGGGAACGCUGGCGGAGAAGAACCAAACAGUAGCGCUCGAACGGAGACAAUCGAUGUUAGGAAACUAGAUCGAUCCAGCAGAGAGUUGGUUGUUAAAAAAGCUUUGGCCACCAACGCCCAGGACAAUCAGAAGCUCCUUGCCGGCAUCAAAGAGCGUCUCGAUAGAGUUGGAUUGACGGUGCCAAAGAUCGAAGUCAGGUUUGAGCAGUUGAAUAUCGUGACGGAUGUGAGAACAGGCUCAAGAGCUUUGCCUACCUUGAUUAAUGUUGUACGAGACACCACUGAGGAUGUAUUAACCUGUUUGGGAAUAAUUCGUCCUAAGAAACAUUCUCUAACUAUUUUGAACGAUAUCAGUGGCGCUAUCAAUCCUGGAAGGAUGACUUUGCUGUUAGGACCACCAGGUUCUGGAAAAUCAACAUUGCUUUUAGCUCUUGCUGGAAAACUUGACAAUAAUUUAAAGAAAACUGGAACUAUCACAUACAACGGCGAGAAGCUUGAUGAUUUUUAUGUUAGAAGGACUUCUGCAUACAUCAGCCAAAUAGAUAAUCACAUUCCAGAGCUUACUGUGCGAGAAACCCUAGAUUUUGGUGCUAGUUGUCAAGGGGCCAGUGAAGGCUUUGCUGCUUACAUGAAAGAUCUGACCCGUUUAGAGAAGGAAAGGAACAUACGCCCAAGUCCAGAGAUUGAUGCUUUUAUGAAGGCAUCUUCUGUAGCUGGUAAAAAAAGUGUUUCAACAGACUACGUCUUGAAAGUGCUUGGUCUUGAUGUGUGCUCGGAGACAAUAGUUGGCAGUGAUAUGCUGCGAGGUGUCUCUGGCGGCCAAAGGAAAAGGGUCACUACAGGAGAAAUGAUUGUUGGGCCAAGAAAGACCUUAUUUAUGGAUGAAAUAUCCACUGGACUUGAUAGUUCCACAACGUACCAAAUAGUGAAAUGUAUCGGGAAUUUUGUCCAUCAAAUGGACGCAACCGUAUUAAUGGCUCUUCUUCAGCCUCCACCUGAGACAUUUGAACUUUUCGAUGAUUUGGUGCUAUUAUCAGAAGGCUGCAUGGUGUAUCAAGGGCCACGAGCUCAAGUUUUGGAGUUCUUUGAGUCGCUAGGAUUUCGGUUACCACCCCGGAAGGGCGUUGCAGAUUUUCUUCAAGAGGUUACCUCAAGAAAGGAUCAAGCACAGUACUGGGCUGAUCCUUCAAAACCAUAUAUGUUCAUGUCUGUUUCAGAAAUUGCUAAAGCAUUCAAAACUUCUAAGUUUGGAAGGAAUGUGGAAUCCACACUUUCUGUUCAAUUUGACAAAUCCAAGGCUCAACCUUUUGCUUUGUCAAGAACGAAAUAUGCUGUGCCAAGAUGGGAGCUCUUAAAAGCAUGCUUCGCCCGAGAAAUACUACUGAUCAAGCGGCAUCGUUUUCUGUAUUGUUUUAGGACAUGCCAGGUCUUUUUUGUUGGGUGUAUCACUUGCACAAUUUUCUUGCGGACAAGAUUGCAUCCCACCAACGAGUCAUAUGGGAAUCUCUAUCUCUCUUGCCUCUUUUAUGGGCUGGUGCACAUGAUGUUUAAUGGGUUUUCUGAAUUAUCUUUGCUGAUAUUUCGACUUCCAGUCUUCUUUAAGCAGCGAGACAAUCUCUUUCAUCCUGGAUGGGGAUGGUCUCUCGCCAGUUUUCUUCUACGUGUACCCUACUCUGCAAUUGAAGCCAUUGUAUGGUCUUUGGUGGUGUACUACAGUGUUGGUUUUGCCCCCAGCUUUGGCAGGUUCUUGCGUUAUAUACUUUUGCUCUUCACAGUGCACCAGAUGGCAAUGGGACUCUUUCGGAUGAUGGCUUCGUUAGCACGAGAUAUGGUUAUUGCCAAUACAUUUGGAUCAGCUUCUCUGUUGAUUAUUUUCUUAUUGGGUGGAUUUAUUAUUCCUAAAGAUUCGAUUAAGCCUUGGUGGGUCUGGGCUUCUUGGGUGUCACCAUUAACCUAUGGGCAACGAGCAAUUUCAGUCAAUGAAUUUAGUGCCGAAAGGUGGAUGAAGAGAUCUUCAAUAGGGAAUAACACAAUUGGAUAUAAUGUUCUCCAUCAACAUAGUUUGCCUGCAGACGAUAAUUGGUAUUGGAUUUCCAUUGGUGUUUUAUGGGCCUAUGCGGUGCUUUUCAACCUCAUCGUGACGCUGGCCUUAACUCAUCUCAAUCCUCUCCGGAAGGCCCAGACAGUAGCUGAUCCAGCUGAUGACACAGAAGAAAAUUCUGCUGGAAAUGCUAAAAGUGGAACUCAAUCUGCUCAGCAGCCCAGUCAAAAGAGGGGAAUGAUUCUUCCAUUUAAACCAUUGACAAUGACUUUUCAUAAUGUCAAUUACUUUGUUGAUACGCCAAAGGAAAUAAGCAAGGCAGGUGUACCAGAAAACAAGCUGCAGCUGUUGUCAAAUGUGAGUGGAACGUUUUCUCCAGGAGUUCUGACUGCAUUGGUAGGAUCAAGUGGAGCAGGAAAGACUACUCUGAUGGACGUGCUUGCUGGCAGAAAGACUGGCGGAUAUAUCCAAGGGGAUAUCAAGAUUUCAGGUUACCCUAAAGAUCAACGCACAUUUGCUAGAAUUUCAGGAUAUGUUGAGCAAAAUGAUAUACAUUCUCCUCAGGUUACAGUUGAGGAGUCUUUAUGGUUUUCUUCCAGUCUUCGGCUUCCAAAAGAAGUUACAAAAGAACAAAGACAUGAGUUUAUUGAAGAAGUAAUGAAAUUGGUAGAGCUCAAUACUCUGAGGAAGGCUUUGGUUGGUUUGCCCGGUAGUAGUGGCUUAUCAACAGAACAGAGGAAGCGAUUAACAAUUGCAGUUGAGCUUGUUGCAAAUCCUUCCAUUAUUUUUAUGGAUGAACCAACCUCUGGACUUGAUGCACGAGCAGCAGCAAUUGUGAUGCGAACUGUUCGUAACACUGUUGAUACUGGAAGAACAGUGGUUUGCACCAUUCAUCAGCCAAGUAUUGACAUUUUUGAAGCAUUUGAUGAGCUACUUCUCAUGAAACGAGGGGGACAAGUUAUAUACGGAGGGAAGCUUGGGGUGCAGUCGCAGAUUAUGAUAGAGUAUUUUCAGGGAAUUGAAGGAAUCCCUCAUAUCACUGACGGCUACAACCCAGCAACGUGGAUGCUUGAGGUUACUACUCCUAGUGUUGAAGAGAGAAUUGGUGAAGACUUCGCCCAGUUAUAUAAAAAUUCUAAGCAAUACAGGGAGGUGGAAGCUUCAAUUAUGCAUUUCAGUACUCCGCCUGCAGGCUCAGAACCAUUGAAGUUUGCCUCUACUUAUUCUCAAGAUAUGUUGAAUCAGUUUUGGAUUUGCCUUAGGAAACAAAAUCUUGUAUAUUGGAGAAGUCCCCAAUACAACGCCGUGAGGAUAUUUUUUACAGUAAUAGCUGCAUUGAUACUAGGCUCAGUGUUUUGGGAUAUUGGUUCUCAAAGGGACUCAACUAAAUCUUUGUUUAUAGUUAUGGGAGCUCUUUAUUCUGCUUGCUUGUUUCUUGGGGUCAAUAAUGCUUCCUCAGUGCAGCCAAUAGUUUCUAUUGAGAGGACGGUGUUCUAUAGAGAAAAGGCAGCUGGAUUGUACUCUCCAUUAGCCUACGCAGCAGCGCAGGGUCUAGUGGAGAUACCAUACAUAGGUCUGCAAACAAUUUUAUAUGGCAUCAUCACAUACUUCACGAUUAAUUUUGAAAGGACAGCUGGCAAAUUUUUCCUGUAUUUGUUGUUUAUGUUCCUCACUUUCACCUACUUUACAUUUUACGGUAUGAUGGCUGUUGGUCUCACUCCUUCUCAACACAUGGCUGCAAUAAUCUCCUCUGCAUUUUAUUCUUUGUGGAAUCUCCUUUCAGGUUUUCUUAUCCCAAAGCCGAACAUACCAGCAUGGUGGCUCUGGUUCUAUUACCUCUCCCCUGUUGCUUGGACUCUGCGGGGCAUUAUCACUUCUCAGCUUGGUGAUGUGGAGAACACAAUUGUAGGACCUGGGUUUGAAGGCUCUGUCAGGGAGUUUUUGAAAGUUAAUUACGACUUUGAAUCCGACAUGCUUGGAGCUACAGUGGCAGUGCUUUUUGGCUUCUGCAUCUUAUUCUUUCUUGUCUUUGCAUUCUCUGUGAAACUGCUUAAUUUCCAGAGAAGAUGAGCAGUGAACUUCUCGCCUGACGCACGAGUAUGUGAUGGAGUCCAAGUACGUGAAUUUAAAACUUAUUUUUUAUUUAAUUUUAACUCUAACACUAAAAUUGUUAGUUUAGAUUAUUUUGAAAUUAUUUUAAAUUUGGAUUUUAGUAUUAGGAAGUUUAAGAAUCAUAUUCUUAUUUAGGAAGUAGUUUUUUUCUAAUUUUUUUUAAAAAGUUUGAAUUGGUUCGAGGUUGAUAAAUAGAAUUUAGUUUGUAACUUCUUAUUUGUUAUUCCAAUGCUGGCU
Manihot esculenta (cassava) is the source of this 5029-nucleotide messenger RNA. RefSeq names its product ABC transporter G family member 31. Lineage: Eukaryota; Viridiplantae; Streptophyta; Magnoliopsida; Malpighiales; Euphorbiaceae. The transcript has 23 exons. The record is from RefSeq and is a predicted model, not a curated record. Gene Ontology annotation, molecular function: ABC-type transporter activity; ATP hydrolysis activity; ATP binding. Bases 455 to 4750 code for a protein of 1431 amino acids. Gene Ontology annotation, cellular component: membrane.